AUGAUCCCCGACGGCGAUGGCGGUGGCGACGACGACGGCGAUGACGAUGACGACCACGGAGGCAGCAGUGUCGACAGUGCCAAGGUUGGAGCUGUCAAAGUGGAAGCUACUAAGGUGGAUCGUCAGUUCAGCCUGAAGCUGAAGAACUUCAUCAUCUUCGCCCAGUUCAUCACCAUUGCUGUGCUGUGGCGUUGGGACGUCGUUACGCCGGGAUUCUUUGGCCCGGAGACAUACGUCGUGCUCGCAAACGCCAUAUACUUCAAAGGCAAAUGGGUGCACCCGUUCAACAAGAGGAAGACCAUGAAAAGGCCGUUCCAAAGGCUCAAUGAAACCACCGUCGAUAAGCACUUCAUGUGCAACUCCACCCGUCACUUCAUCGGCGUGUACGACGGGUUCAAGGUCCUCAGGCUGCCGUACAAGAUGCCACGAUACCAUGUGCCGGCCAACGCAGAAACACCCACGCCUCAGUGCUCGAUGUGCAUCUUCCUUCCGGAUGCGUACGAUGGCCUCCAAGGCCUCGUUGAGGAGAUAACCUCCUGCCCGACCUUCCUGCACGAGCACUUGCCGACGAGACAGGUCAGGGUCGGCGAAUUCGGGGUUCCCAAGUUCAAGCUUUCUUCCCAGAUCGAUGUCACCCAAACUCUCAAACACCUGGGGCUCCUGUUGCCAUUCGACAUGGGUGCUGACCUGUUGGACAUGGUGGAAGACCACGGCUCCGGCUUGCCUCUGCUCGUGAAUGACAUUUUCCAUAAGGCUACCAUUGAGGUAAACGAGCAAGGGACCGAAGCUGCUGCUGCCACCAGGAACCGCGGGCUUCUUGGAUGUCCGAUGCUGCUGCCGAAGGUCGACUUCCUCGCCGACCAUCCUUUCGCUUAUUUCAUAGUCGAAGAGGCUUCAGGUGCAAUCAUCUCCGCAGGGCAUGUCGUGGACCCUAGCAGUGGCAGAGAAAGCCAGGUGCGGAUUGGACAACCCUAUAGGAUGAAAAUUAGUGAGCCGUGA
Aegilops tauschii subsp. strangulata is the source of this 999-nucleotide messenger RNA. The record is from RefSeq and is a predicted model, not a curated record. Lineage: Eukaryota; Viridiplantae; Streptophyta; Magnoliopsida; Poales; Poaceae.